Balaenoptera musculus (blue whale) is the source of this 6036-nucleotide messenger RNA. RefSeq names its product contactin-associated protein-like 3. NCBI's taxonomy places the organism in Eukaryota, Metazoa, Chordata, Mammalia, Artiodactyla, Balaenopteridae. The transcript has 22 exons. Bases 141 to 3524 code for a protein of 1127 amino acids. The record is from RefSeq and is a predicted model, not a curated record.
AUGAGGAUUGAAGUGUAUGGAUGUGCAUACAGCAGUUCAUAAAAUGAACAAAGUUCAAAUCAAGAACAGUUACAUAUUGUGAUUGAUGGUGCCGUCUUCUGACACUGGGAUGAUCCUCCUGUGGGAACACAAGAUCUGAGAUGGUUCAUUUUGAUGGGAAAAGUUCCUUGCUGUACACAUUUAAUCAGAAAUCCAUGAAUCCAACAAAAGAAGUUAUUUCUUUGAAAUUUAAAACCAGAGAGAACAAUGGGAUUCUACUCCACAGAGAAGGACCAAAUGGUAAACAUAUCACCCUGGAGUUAGUUAAAGGAAAACUCAUCUUAUUCCUUAAUUCAGGCGAUGCUAACCUGCCCUCCCCUGAUGCCCUCAUGCUGGGCAGCCUGCUGGAUGACCAGCACUGGCAUUAUGUCCUCAUUGAGCUCCUCGAUACAGAUGUCAACUUCACCGUGGACACGCACACUCAUCAUUUUCGGGCAAAGGGAGAGUCCAGCUAUGCGGAUCUUGAUUAUAAGAUCAGCUUCGGAGGUAUUCCUCGACAUAGAAAAUCAGUGGCGUUCCCACAUAAAAACUUUCAUGGCUGCUUUGAAAAUCUCCGUUAUAAUGGGGUGGAUAUCAUUGAUUUGUCCAAGAAACACAAACCACAGGUCCUCAUCAUGGGAAAUGUGUCCUUCUCCUGCUCGCACCCUCAAACUGUCCCCAUGACUUUUCUGAGCUCCAGGAGUUACUUGGCUUUGCCAGGCACCCCCGGAGAGGACAAAGUGUCUGCCAUCUUCCAAUUUCGAACGUGGAACAGAGCAGGGCUGUUGCUGACCAGUCAGUUUCAACACAGGUCAGGAGCUUUCAUCCUUGUUCUUAAUGAUGGAAAACUCAAGCUGAGUCUCUCCCAGCCUGGACAUCCAGUAAGGGACGUCACAGCAGGUGCUGGAUUGAAUGAUGGGCAGUGGCAUUCCGUGUCCUUAUCUGCAAAAGGGAAUCACCUGAGUGUGAUGGUGGAUGGUGAGGCCGCCUCCAUGGCUCAUUCCCUGCGUGGGCAGAUUGAUUCAGGCGACACCUAUUAUUUGGGGGGCUGUCCCGACAACAGCUCUGACCCUGGAUGUGCAAGUCCCCUGGAUGGAUUUCAGGGCUGCCUGAGGCUCAUCUCCAUUGGUGACAAAGCGGUGGAUCCCAUCUCCAUACAGCAGGGGGCGCUGGGGAGUUACCGUGACCUCCAGAUAGACACCUGUGGCCUCACAGACAGGUGUUUGCCCAGCUAUUGUGAACAUGGGGGUGAAUGUUCCCAGUCCUGGGACACCUUCUCCUGCAACUGCGCACACACUGGUUACACCGGUGCAACCUGCCAUUCCUCUCUCUACGAGCAGUCAUGUGAAGCCCACAGGCACAGAGGAAGCUCUUCAGGGCUCUACUAUAUCGACUCAGAUGGAAGUGGCCCGCUGGGACCAUCCCUUGUAUAUUGCAACAUGACAGACACUGCAUGGACCUCAGUGCAGCACAAUGGCUCCCACUUGGUUAGUGUCAAAAGCUCAAAUGGAGAAAGCCCCCAUCCUGUGUUUUUCAAGUACACAGCCAGCAUGGACCAGCUCCAGGCCAUAAUUGGCGAUGCGGACCGCUGCCAACAGAAGCUGACUUUCCACUGCAAGAAGUCAAGGCUUUCAACUCCCCAUGAUGGAACCCCAGUGAGCUGGUGGGUUGGAAGAACCAAUGAAACACACAUUUACUGGGGAGGUUCUCUGCCUGAUGCUCAAAAAUGUACUUGUGGAUUAGAGGGGAACUGCAUUGAUUCUCAAUAUUACUGCAACUGUGAUGCUGACCGGAAUGAAUGGACCAGCAACACAGUAGUCCUUUCCCAUAAGAAGCACUUGCCGGUCACUCAGGUUGUGAUGAGAGACACAGGGCGACCACAUUCUGAAGUGGCUUAUACAUUGGGGCCUCUGCUCUGCUCGGGAGACAAUUCAUUUUGGAAUUCAGCUUCCUUCAAUACUGAGACUUCAUACCUUCAUUUCCCUACGUUCCGAGGAGAGCUUAGCGCUGAUGUGUCUUUCUUUUUUAAGACCACAGCUUUUUCGGGGGUGUUUGUAGAGAACCUGGGGAUCACAGACUUCAUCAGGCUAGAGCUGCGAGCCCCUGCAGAAGUGACCUUUUCCUUUGAUGUGGGGAAUGGGCCUUGUGAGGUCACGGUGCAGUCCCCCACUCCCUUUAACGACAAUAGAUGGCACCAUGUGAGGGCAGAACGGAACGUUAAAGAAGCAUCCCUUCAAGUGGAUCAGCUCCCUAGGGAGACCCAAACUGCCCCAGCUGAUGGGCACGCCCGCUUGCAGCUCAACAGCCAGCUCUUCGUGGGUGGAACAGCAAGCAGACAGAGAGGCUUCCUGGGGUGCAUUCGGUCUCUGAGGUUGAACGGGCUGGCCCUGGAUCUGGAAGAAAGAGCCACAAUGACGCCAGGAGUGGGGCCAGGGUGUCCAGGACACUGUAGCAGCUACGGCCACCUGUGUCGCAAUGGAGGGAGGUGUAGAGAAAAACGCAGAGGGAUCGAGUGUGACUGCACCUUCUCUGCGUAUGAUGGGCCAUUCUGCGAGAAUGAAAUUUCUGCCUAUUUUGGAGGUGGCUCCUCAGUGAUUUACGAUUUUCAACAUUACAAUGACACCUUCAGUAAGAACUCUAGCUCCUUUGUGGCUUUAUUUCAUGAGGAGCUGACAUUGACGGGAGAAACGGCCACACUGAGCUUCCGGACCACAGAGAUGCCCAGCUUACUGCUCUAUGUGAGCUCCUUCUAUGAGGAAUACCUUUCAGUUAUCCUUGCCCCGAAUGGAAGUUUGCAAAUUAGCUAUAAGCUAAACAGACACCGAGAACCUGAUGUUUUUAACUUUGGUUUUAAAAACCUGGCUGAUGGACAGCUUCACCAGGUGAAGAUUAACAGAGAAGCAGCAGUGGUCUUUGUUGAGGUUAACCAGAAUGCAAGGAGACAAGUCAUCCUGUCUUCAGGGACAGAAUUCAAUGCUGUCAAAUCCCUCACGUUGGGGACAAUUUUAGGGCCUCCCGGCGCGGACCGCGACACGCUGCGGGCUGGCGCGCACGGCUUCACCGGCUGCCUCUCGGCCGUGCGCUUCGGUCCCGCCGCCCCGCUGAAGGCGGCGCUGCGCCCGGGCGGGCCCGCCCGGGUCACUGUCCGCGGACACGUGGCCGCCGCGUCCCGCUGCGCGGAGGGGGCGGGGCCCGGAGCUCCAGCGCGGGAGGCGACCCGACCGCUCGCAGGCGGCGCAGGUCGUUCUGGAGCAACAGAUGAGGGAGAGCCCUUAGUUAAUGCGGACAGAAGUGACUCCGCGGUCAUCGGAGGUGUGAUAGCAGUUGUGAUAUUUAUCUUGCUCUGCAUCACUGCCAUUGCUGUACGCAUUUAUCAACAGAGAUGGCUAUAUGAAAAAAAUGAGUCGAAUAUUCCAAAAACUGGAGACAAUGCUGAGACUGCUGUGAAAAGUGAGCUCAACAUGCAAAGUACAGUCAGUGAAAGCCAGAAAGAGUAUUUCUUCUGAUCAGCAGUGGUCGUUUACUUAUUACUAUGAUGAUGUGACCGUCUUGCUAAGCCACAGGCUCGCAGUGGAUGAAGCCCCCCUCUAGGCCUCCUGGGACAGACGGUAGGCGUGCAGAGCCAUCAACUUGCUCACGCAUGGUCCCUGGAGGCUCUGCUCAGUGCUCCUUCUUGAUCUACUUACGUAACAGUGACUUAGGUGUGCUCAUUAAUCACUGUAUGGCAGUUUCUGACUGUUCUGACUUUAUCUCUAAAAUUGAAAUGUAUUUUGCAUAAUUACUUUGGGUUUUAAGUGAGAGUAAGAAUUUGAGCUGUGGCCCUACUCUUAAAAAUUCAACACGGAAGUUUAUGAAAGUCAAAGUUGGACUCUGAUGUUUUGUGUUACAUGGAAACCUACAUUAUGCUUUCUUUAUCAAUCACCUGCUGACAUUUAUAAACCAGGAAGUGCUUCUCGGAUGGCCUUCAGCUGCAUUCCCAUAUUCCUGUGAACCAGAGCCCAGUGGCCAAAAAUGCAUUAGAAAUCUGAAAAACAUUUUUUUGGCUGAUUGUUUUUACUAUUUGUCUCUUUUAAAUCAGUUUUGAUGCAUUUUAGUGAUGAAAUGAGUGUUGAAUGUCAGCUAUGAAAUUCUGCUAGUAAGUUCAGAUACGGAACAGAGAAUUCAUAGGUAGAAAAAUGCGUAAAUGAUUUCAAUCUGUGAUAAUUUGCUUAUCUUUCUUUGUAAUUUGUCAUUAUACUCUUUGUAAAUUGUGAUAACGAUCACCUAAUGAGCUCACAAAAAAUGUAUAUUUUCUAACUAAACUUGUGCCCAUAUAUAAACUCCAUGUUUAACACUGGAAAUAUAUCCUCCAUCCACAUCUGAAUGAAAUAUAAUCCUAAAUUUAUUUCCUUUAUAUAUGAGGUGAUUAAGUCACUUCACUUUUCUUUGUAGUCCUGUGAUUUUUUUUUUCUGAAGGUUAUGUGAGCAACCCUUUGAUUUCCUGUGACUCUCUGGCCAUUUAUUAGGGAAGAAGUCACAUUUUGAACCAAAUAUCUUCAUUUUCCUUUCUAAAUUUUGAGCCGAUCUAGGCAAAACAUUCCCUGAGUUAUCCUCUCACCUUGUUACUACUUGGAAUAUCAGCAGAAGGAUGCUUAUGUUAAGGGAAGAUACAAGUUAUAUGAUUUGAACUAAAUUUGUCAUUCCAGUCAAGAUUCUAGGAUCUUGAGAUACGUUUCCAACAGAGCACCUAAAAUCAACUAGUUCAUUUUAAGUAGGGUAUAUUUGAAUACUAGGAGAGCAAAAAAUUCAUAUUAACUCUGGGGAUUGAUCCAAUAACUACUUUUGUGGCAGUGGUCAUUAGAUAAUUGCAUGGAGUCACCAUUUGUGCUGAAAAGCCAGUUAUAUUAAAAAUGCACUGCCUUCUCUAUAUCCCACCUGCCAUGUGGCUGCCAGGUACUUUGACCACAAUAAGACUAUCUGGAUUUAUAUGCAUUUUGCCUUGCUAUUACAUUUGAGUGUAUACCUACUUUUAUGUGUUCUUUUUAAAGAAUGGGAAAAGAGAUCCUUUAUAUUGUCUUUUCUCAAAAAAAAUUUUCUUAUGGUUUUGUAUUAAUUUUCUACACAGUGUAACAAACUACCACAAAUUUACUGACUUAACACUACACACAUUUAUUAUCUCACAGUUUCUGUGUGUCAAGAUCUGGGCAUGGGUUCACUGAGACUUCUGCAAGGUUGCAAUCAAGUGUCUGCCAGGGCUGUGUUUUCACUUGGAAACUCAGCUAGGGAGGGAUUUGCCUUCUUGCUCCCAUGAUUACUGAUAGCAUUCCAUUCCUUACUGCUGGAGGAUUGAUGGAAGCUUGCUUCUUCAAAGCUAACAGAGGAGAGAGAGGGACUCUAGAGCAAGUCUGCUAGCAAGAGGGAGUCUUGUAUAAUGUAAUGUGAUCAUGGGAAUGACAUCCCAUACCAUGUGCCAUAUUCUGUUGGUUAAAAGCAAGUCACAGGUCUCACCGGUACUCAAGGGGAGGGAUUAUAUAAGGACCUGAACCAGCAGGCUGAGAUCAUGGGGACCCCUUUAAAGUCCAUCUACCAUGGAUGGUAUAAUCCAUGGUAGAUAAUAUUGUAUCUAUAUUCAGGUUUCUUUAAAUAAAUGAUGAAAAAAGUUUAGGAUGUCACUAUAGCAAUAUAUAAAGGACCUACCUUGGUAAAUGAAAAACUACAUAUAUGUAGUUUUUUUCCCAAAGGAAUGUGCAGUUUGGGGAAGGAUUCAACACAAAAAUUAUAGGCUCCAUUAAAUGCAUAGCUGAGUGUAAACAUCAUUAAAUCACUGCAGCUUUAACAAGUGAUCACCUUAUGUUCCAAAAGAAUGCAUCACUUUGGUACCUGAAAUUUUACAGAUUUAUAGAUAGUGAAAUCCACUGCACCAUGCUCUCUUUUCUAAAGGGAAAACUUUAAAAUAUUUUUACCAAACUUCAGUGAUGCAUCAUCCACUUUCCCUGACUGAUUUGUAAAUUUUUCCUGCUUAUUUAUUAAUAAAAUAAC